Chelmon rostratus (copperband butterflyfish) is the source of this 2523-nucleotide messenger RNA. RefSeq names its product obg-like ATPase 1. Gene Ontology annotation, cellular component: cytoplasm. The record is from RefSeq and is a predicted model, not a curated record. NCBI's taxonomy places the organism in Eukaryota, Metazoa, Chordata, Actinopteri, Chaetodontiformes, Chaetodontidae. Bases 88 to 1278 code for a protein of 396 amino acids. Gene Ontology annotation, molecular function: GTP binding; ATP binding; ATP hydrolysis activity. The transcript has 11 exons.
ACCUGUCUUUCCACCGGAGUGGCUAGUGUGAGCAGCUAUCUGAGGUUGGAGCACCACGUAGACUAUAGGCUGAUAAAAGACAUAAAGAUGCCCCCCAAAAAGGGAGAAGCCCCAAAACCACCUCCAUUGAUUGGACGAUUUGGAACCUCUCUGAAAAUUGGAAUUGUGGGAUUACCUAAUGUCGGGAAAUCCACCUUUUUCAAUGUGCUGACCAAAAGCCAAGCUGCUGCAGAGAACUUCCCAUUCUGCACAAUUGACCCAAAUGAGAGCAGGGUACCUGUCCCUGAUGAGCGCUUUGAUUUCCUCUGCCAAUACCACAAACCAGCCAGUAAGGUCCCAGCUUUUCUUAACGUUGUGGACAUUGCUGGUCUGGUGAAGGGAGCUCACUCAGGACAGGGACUUGGAAAUGCCUUUCUCUCCCACAUCAAUGCCUGUGAUGGCAUCUUCCACAUGACUCGUGCGUUUGAUGAUGAGGAUAUUAUCCACGUGGAGGGUAAUGUUGACCCAGUGAGGGACAUCGAGAUCAUCCACGAGGAGCUGCGACUAAAGGACGAGGAAAUGAUCGCUCCAGUCAUCGAAAAACUUGAGAAAACUGCCGUCAGAGGAAGUGACAAAACACGCAAGCCUGAAUAUGACAUCUUGGUGAAAAUAAGAAAGUGGAUAGGGGAGGAGAAGAAACACGUCAGAUUUUACCAUGACUGGAAUGACAAAGAGAUUGAGGUGUUGAACAAAUACCUGUUUCUGACGUCCAAGCCAAUGAUCUACUUGGUUAAUCUCUCAGAGAAAGAUUACAUCAGAAAAAAGAACAAGUGGUUGGUGAAAAUCAAGGAGUGGGUAGAUGCUCAUGACCCCGGUGCUCUGGUGAUUCCUGUGAGUGGAGCUAUCGAAUCGAAACUGUUCGACAUGGAGGAGGAAAGCCGGAAUAAGUACUGCGAGGAACAGAAGACACAGAGUGUUCUGACCAAAAUAAUAAAGACCGGCUAUGCAGCACUGCAGCUGGAAUACUUCUUCACAGCGGGACCGGAUGAGGUGCGAGCGUGGACCGUCAGGAAAGGUACCAAGGCUCCUCAAGCUGCAGGAAAGAUCCACACUGACUUUGAGAAAGGCUUUAUCAUGGCUGAGGUGAUGAAGUACAGUGACUUCAAGGAGGAGGGCAGUGAAAGUGCCGUCAAGGCUGCUGGGAAAUACAGGCAACAGGGCAGGAACUACAUCGUGGAGGACGGAGACAUUAUCUUUUUCAAAUUCAACACACCCAAUGCACCUAAAAAGAAACCGUGAGACCACACAAUCACAAGAGGAAGAACUCACAAUACAGUUUAUUCGGGCCUUAAGAGCUACACAAUCUGCUGGUUUUCAUAUUUCUCUUGAAGGGAUCAACCCAUGGUCUGGUUGACCAAAGGUAUUUACUCAACCGGCCUCCCAGGUCUGAACCAGUAUCUGUUUCAAUGAUUCUAUGUAAUAGCGUUUCUGUACAAGAAAAGCGUACAUUCCUACCUGUAAUAUAUUGAGCAAAUUUUCAUUUGCACCACUGCACCAGUCAAACACUUCUGAAAACACUAUAUUCUAGCUUUCCUGGUCUCAAGGACGAACAAGUAUAACUGAGCUGAGAAAUACAUCAUUACAUACAUCAUACAUCAUACAUCAGCGAUUUCACUGAAAAUAGCUUAAUAUGAAACUAACAGAAACUUUUGUUGUCAGCUGCAAUUUGUAACAGUCUUUGAUCCCUCUGAGUAAUAACAGCUUGCCUUUCUGUCAUUAAUUGACAAUUACCGUCAUGAUGACUGCUGAUUAAUUGGCAAGCUCUCACAUCAUAACGACACGCCAUAAUUAGUGCUUCAUUACAGGCAGGUGUGAAGCCAGGUCUGUAAAACAUCUCCUAUUUCACAAAACAGCACUACCAUGAGUGAGAGUAAUAAACAGCAUGUGCUACCUGCUACGGGUUCCUAAUCAGUAUUAAUUAAGUAAAGGCCAUCUUAAAUGAGCUUUAGGCUUUUUUUCUCUAUUCCUUUAAGCAGUUUCUCUUAUUAAACUUUUUUAUUUUCAUGCUUUUCAUAGUAAAGUCAUACCUGAGACUUAUCCAGUUAAGCUACAGUAUACAGCGUCUAUAAAUGUUUGACUGGUGCUGUGUUCACUAGUAAGAGAAAAUGAAAGCCAUCACUCUGUGUUACACUUCAGGCCUGUACUGUGCUGUAUUCUGAGGGGGGGUGAUAUUGUUUUAGAAAGAACAAAGCAGGCAUCCCCGACAGUGCCUGAUCAGACACCUGAAUUGAAAAUGUUGUUAUACACACUGCUUUUAUUGACUUACUCCUCACAUUAUGAACUCCACCCUGCUGAACAAGACAAUGCUCUGUGGAUCAUCUCUCGCUGCCUCCACGGUGUGGAUGUCUACAUUUACAAGAGUACAUAACAAAUCCUGUCGCUAAACAUCUUGCCAAAUUGUGGACUAAGAUAGAAAUCCUGUGAGCCUGAGGGAGCCAGGUUACAAUAAAUGUCAUCCUCAUCAAUAUGCAUGUGUCAAUAAAA